CCGCCGGUCUUAUCGGUUGCAUUAUAACGUUCCUCCCGUUCUAUUUUACCUCCUCUAUUUUGGGACGGUUGAAAAACAUUCUCGAUCGCCGUUCAAUUAUUCUCCUCACGCAGUGCGUGGAUCAUCUUGGCCGACGGGGAGGGGAAAAAUGGAGGAUGAACGAUCUAAGUUGAUGGUGAAAUAAUUGCAGCUACUACAAUUUUAGUGUGACGUCCUUCAAUUCCAUCCGCAGCUCGUGAUUGUUGCAGUGAAUCAUUAAAGGCACGGUUUCAAUCCAAUCACAGCGGACAGACACCAAGGGUCCAUCCAUCAUGCGGCGCAUCUUGUGAUGUCGUUCGACGUGUGUGGCUCGCGUAGAAGACAACACGAAAAGAGAGUGCUGCUGCGUCAAAGUAUAUAUGUCUAAAACCUACUGUGACGGCCAUAAAACUGGGGAAAAAGACAAGAGACGACAGAGCGUGACGCCGAAUCGAUGGAAAAGGACCAGUGCCCGGUGGAUUAUUAUUAUCAUUCGUGGUCGAAACGGUGGCCGACGAGAUCGGCUACGAGAAUAGUGACCUCGUCCGAUAACAUUUCGACUAGUGUGGCUACGCAUCAACGCCACUGCCGAUGCAACUGGAUCCGGAGAAGGAUCUUGGCUAAGUUAUGCCGGACGACGAUUGUAAUUGUCCUAACGCUAACGAUUCUAGUCAACCUCAUCUUUAUUCUGGAAUUUGGUUACAAGUCAAAACUCAUCAUUUCGGAUGAACCUACCAGCAGAGCCAAUAUCAGCGAUGAUGGACAAUCAUACCAAUAUCUAACACUAGACAUUGUUUCUAGUCAAUCGCGUGCGGCAGUCAGCGUAGAUGGAGCUAUGAUGAUUGACGAUAACGAAGUUGGUAAAGGACGAGGUAUUCACGUGCUAGUCUUGAAUCAAAGAACGGGUGCCGUAAUGGCCCGGCAAAUCUUCGACACCUAUUCGCCGCACGAAGACGAAGCGAUGAGCCUCUUUGUCAACUUAGUAUCAAAAGGGAGAAUUAUUGUCAUGACCAUUAAAGACGAAGGUUCGUUCCAUUUGAAGCAGCCGGCCAGGGACCUCCUGCAGCGAUUCGGCUCGAAGAAUUCCCAGAUAUUGGGCUGGAGAGAUACGUGGAUCUUCGUCUUCCAGAAAGAGGAUGCGAGAAGAGGCGGCAUGUGUUGCGAACAUUUGGGUAAAAGCUCCAAUUUCCUGUCGUGGGGCCAGCCGCUUUUGGUGACCUGCAAAGUUCGCCUAUCGACUGACCAACAUGAAGAGGAGUGCCAAUGGCCUGACACGGAAGAAAAUCAACGCCGUCGGGAAUUCUGCAGCCGAGUCGAAGGCUACGGAAGCGUCUGUGAUUGUCACCAACCUACCCCCAUCACUUUUCAGCCGUCUCCGAUUCCAAGUAAUCAAAUUCGUAAUGUUCCUGUGGCAAUCAUUGCCAGCGACCGUCCUCGUUAUUUGUACAGAAUGCUGAGAUCUCUAUUGAGAGCGGGUGGUGCCAAUAAAGAGAUGAUGACCGUGUUUAUUGACGGUUAUUACGAAGAGCCCAUGCAAGUGGUCCGCCUAUUCGGUUUGAAAGGAAUCCAGCACAAGCCACUGGGCAUCAAGAACGCUCGCAUUUCUCAACAUUAUAAAGCUUCUCUAUCAACUCUUUUUAAACAGCAUCCGGAUUCACGUCACGCCAUCUUAGUGGAGGAGGAUCUGGAUGUCGCACCCGAUUUCUUCCAUUAUUUCAGCCAACUGGUGCAUUUGUUGGACGAAGACCCAACACUUUAUUGCGUGUCGGCCUGGAACGAUCACGGCUACCAGCACAGCAGCGUCAAUGCGACGCUGCUCUACCGAGUCGAGACAAUGCCCGGACUCGGCUGGAUGCUGUCGAGGAAGCUAUUCAAAGAGGAGCUCGAACCUGCAUGGCCGACCCAAGAUAAAAUGUGGGAUUGGGAUAUGUGGAUGAGGAAGCCAAGCGUCCGACGAGACAGGGAGUGCGUGAUUCCAGACGUGCCACGCACCUAUCACUUCGGUGCCAGCGGCUUAAACAUGAAUUCCUUUUUCCAAGAUACUUAUUUCCGAAAAAGGGCGCUCAAUAAUUUAGCGGACGUUCAACUGCACGACAUCGAGAACAUGAAGGCUAUUAAUUACGAGCGUGUCAUCGAAACGGCCGUGUCCAAUGCAACACUGCUUGAUCACACCAUUUCACCUUGCGAAGAAUCUUUCAUUCCCAACGUCGCGGGUGAGACGUUUGUGAUGUAUAUGAAAAUGGAGCACGCUCGGGACACCGUCACCUGGUUGCAAAUCGCCAAGUGCUUCAAGAUUUGGGAUUUGGAUGCAAGAGGAUCACACAAAGGUCUAUGGCGAUUCUAUUUGAAAAACAAUUCAAUAGUGGUCGUCGGUGUUCCGUUCUCUCCCUAUUCGAAAUUUAAACCGACCACGCUGAACCCGAUGGAAUUACACCCGGCAGUUACGACUCGUAAAACCAAUUAAGGAAAGGAAAAG
This is a messenger RNA of Daphnia carinata, 2494 nucleotides long. RefSeq names its product protein O-linked-mannose beta-1,2-N-acetylglucosaminyltransferase 1-like. Gene Ontology annotation, molecular function: beta-1,3-galactosyl-O-glycosyl-glycoprotein beta-1,3-N-acetylglucosaminyltransferase activity. Bases 473 to 2482 code for a protein of 669 amino acids. Gene Ontology annotation, biological process: protein O-linked glycosylation via N-acetylgalactosamine. Lineage: Eukaryota; Metazoa; Arthropoda; Branchiopoda; Diplostraca; Daphniidae. The transcript has 15 exons. Gene Ontology annotation, cellular component: Golgi membrane. The record is from RefSeq and is a predicted model, not a curated record.